Molecule: messenger RNA, 1860 nt
Organism: Sparassis crispa
Lineage: Eukaryota; Fungi; Basidiomycota; Agaricomycetes; Polyporales; Sparassidaceae
Exons: 1
Coding region: 1-1860 (619 amino acids)
Molecular function (GO): protein binding
Source: RefSeq, a predicted model, not a curated record
AUGUUGAGCCUCCUCUCCUCUGCGCGUCUCCCCACCGUCCACUCUCUGGUCAGAAAUCCAAGCUCAGUACGCUGGGCUUCCAAUGCUCCAAAGAGGUUAAAAAGGUGGUUAGCCCUCGAAUUUGCCAGCUACCCGCUCCGCAUACGAAAACUCCUGCUCAAGCUCUAUCCUUACGUCGAGUCCGGCCAGCACGGCAUAGCCCUGCAGCAGUUCCAGCUCACUGUCUCCAAAGGCGCGUUCGACAACCCUUCCCGCUUCCUCGCUUACGAGGGUGCCGUGUCGCUCUUCCUCCGCCACGGCCAUGUCAUCCCUGCCGCCAUGAUGUACUCCCGCAUGAUCACGGACGGCUUCAUCCCCUCCGUGUCGCUCCGCACGCAGAUGUUCAUCAUCGCCGCCGCCCAGGAGUCCCCGAGCGAGGACGAGCUGCUCGACGCGCUGGGUAAGCUCUUCUCCCACAAAUCGUUCAACGAGCGUACCCUGCGCCACGUGCUCCAUCUACUGGUAGGGACGAUGAAUUGCACCCCUGAGUUCAUCGAUAGCGUCGUAGCGACGUUCGUCCGCACUCGGACAGAUCUUGGGUACAUCCUGGCGAAGGAGACGAGAUCAUUUCUCGUGCACAUACAUGCUCGUGCGGGCUCCGCCGCAUCGGCGCGCCGUUGGGCUAGCGGAGACUUCGUAGGUCAACCUGAAAAAGUCGCAGACUCUCUACAGGCCGAAAGCGAUAUUGGCAGACCAAAAAAAGACAGCCCGGCCCCGUACACCAGCCUAAUCAGGCAUCUAGCACCGGCGGAAGUCACUGGCGCCACCUCCAAAUGGACCGUCGCUCACAUGGCAGAUGAUGCAGUCGAGCCAGAUCUGGCAUUCUGCAACGCGAUCAUUGCGACUGAGGUGUCGCAGCAUUACGUCGACCAGGCGUUCCAGAUCUACCAGGUCCUGCUGGACGACGACACCGGCGAGUUCCUCCCGGACGCCUACACCUUCAGCAGCCUCUUCCGCGCAAUGUGCAUCAAGAAGCAGCGGCGCAGUGUGCGGACACGGCGGUCGCCCCCCUCGGUAGCCGUGCGCACCCCCCGUGCGCUCUACCGCGAGAUGUUGCAGUGUCACGCGCGGCAGGCGCAGAGCGUGGUCCCGCGGCGGUCGCCGGUGAUCACAUCCGACGUCCUGCACCGCGCGCUGCGCACGUUCCUGCUCGCCCAGGACUACGCUGCCGUGUUCGUCGUCCUGCGCACCUUCCGCAUGUGCAAACUGUUACCGACACUCCGCACGUUUCGCAUCGUCCUCGCACACCUGGUGCACCGUGUGCGUAGCGAGCUCCCGGCGGCUGCGCGCAUGGAGUAUCCCGAGGAGCUGUGGGCUUUCCGCUUUCUCGGCUAUCCUCCUGUGGGCGUGAUCCAGGGCCUUCCGGUCACGGAGACUGUACUUCAAGUCGGCGCAGUGCCCCGGCUUAGCCUGAAAUUCAUUCCCCCUGCCUCGGAAGACUCCACCCAGGCACGAGAAGAGAAGCUGAUUCGGAGCAUCUCCCCUUCCUCGCAAGACUCCACCCAGGCGGCGGAUAGGAAGCUGACGUCUUCUUCGGCGUUACCCGCUCGGCCUCAGUCGAUCACAUCUUCUUCGGGUACCCCCGACCAACAGCAUGUUGUGCCCUCUGUGCUGGACAUUGUCGGAGAGACAGCCCCUCCACAGGCGAUAUGGGACGCCACCCCUCUCGAGCGGAUUUUGCGCCGUGCAAUCCUUGCUCAAACGCGGUACACAAUGACAACGACGCCGGCGCGCAUCGUUUCGGGCGCGAUUGCGGAUGCGAAGGCUGCGAUGCUACCUAACGAAUGGACGAAACGGCGUGAGCGACGUAAACCCGGAUGA